Striga hermonthica is the source of this 858-nucleotide messenger RNA. NCBI's taxonomy places the organism in Eukaryota, Viridiplantae, Streptophyta, Magnoliopsida, Lamiales, Orobanchaceae. The record is from the annotation of a GenBank genome assembly.
AUGGGUGCGAACUUCAUCGCUGUUGAAUGCUUUCACUGCUGCACGAUGCAGGUAAAGCAGCAGAAAAAGAGCAGCAACAGCAAGUGGAACUGCGUGGUUUGCAAUCAGAAGCAGUCGGUGCGCAAGGUGUUUGCUCAGAGCUCCAUGGCCAGGGACGUCCGCAAAUUCGUCCAGGCUUCCAACAUGUCCCGCCAGAUGUCCGAUCAGACGCACCUGGAAGUCGAGACCCUUGAAAUUCAGGAGAGGCCUAAAAGGAAUGACUGGAAUGAGUAUGUUGAUGUGGAUGACAAAUCCUGCUCCCCUCACCCUCAAGGGGAUAAUGAUGGAGGGGAGCCGUUGGUGCUGACUGAGAUGCCAAAGCUGCUGUUCAAGAAGAAGCAGAAAGUGAAGGACUGUUCUCGUAAUGGAUAUGACUCCGAGAAGAUGUUGACGCCCAUUUUUUCGGGCACAAGAAAUGGCAAAAGACGUCUGGAUGAAAAUUAUGAGGAUGCUCGAGUUGAGAAAGCGUGUGAUGAUGUUAGUAAUGAGGAGGAUCUGAAUCAUGCUACUAAGUGGAACCUUUUUAAAGCACAAAUUCAAGAUAGCAACAGAAACAAGUUGGGGGAGACAUUUAUGCAGCAACCGGUGAAGAGACCAAUUUCAAAGUGGAGUGCUUACAUGACAAGUGAAAGCGAAAAUAAUGAUGAAACUGAGGCACCAAUGGCACGAGCAAGUCAUAAAGUAACCUCCAAAGGACCACUUCCUGAAUGGUGUAACUUGAUAACCAAAGAAGAAGAAAAAGAAGAUGAUGUUGAUGCGUUGGAGAAGUUGAUGAAUGAUGAAAGGGUCGAGGAUGAUGUCCACCCCGACUUUAUGUGA